This is a messenger RNA of Erigeron canadensis, 1695 nucleotides long. RefSeq names its product protein DETOXIFICATION 12-like. Gene Ontology annotation, molecular function: antiporter activity; xenobiotic transmembrane transporter activity. NCBI's taxonomy places the organism in Eukaryota, Viridiplantae, Streptophyta, Magnoliopsida, Asterales, Asteraceae. Gene Ontology annotation, biological process: xenobiotic detoxification by transmembrane export across the plasma membrane. The record is from RefSeq and is a predicted model, not a curated record. The transcript is spliced from 7 exons. Gene Ontology annotation, cellular component: membrane. Bases 149 to 1588 code for a protein of 479 amino acids.
GUUUAGACGUGUAUAUUCAUUUUAGGAUUAGCCAGAUUGUCAAUCCAUGUGUUUAAAAGCCAAAAACUAGCCCAACGUCAAAGUCUCCUAUCUGGCGAGUCCUCGAUCAAUCUCUUUCUGUUUAAGCCUUGGAUAUGAAAAAUUGAAAAUGGAAACGUCAAGAGACGCUAUGGAAGAAGGAUUAAUACUGGUUGUUAAAGAUAAUGAUGAUGAGAAGAGAUUAAUAACAUGGGGUGUGUUGUUGGAAGAGAUGAAGAAACUAGGAUACAUAGCAGGGCCGAUGGUGGCAGUGACACUUUCGCAGUACUUGUUGCAAAUUAUAUCUGUGAUGAUGGUUGGUCAUCUCGGCGAACUUGCUCUAUCCAGCACCUCGCUUGCCACAUCUCUCUCUAUCGUUACUGGCUUCAGCCUAAUCUCAGGGAUGUCUAGUGCACUAGAAACUUUAUGUGGACAAGCUUAUGGAGCUCAACAAUACAAAAAAGUUGGAACUCAAACUUACACUGCCAUCUUCUGUCUGUUAAUUGUUUGCAUUCCUAUUGCUGUUCUUUGGAGAUAUACCGGAGCACUACUGAUUCUUGUUGGUCAAAGUCGUUCAAUUUCUCAUGAAGCCGGAAAAUGUAUCACUUGCCUUAUUCCUGCACUCUUUAGUUAUGCAAUUCUUCAACCACUUGAUAGAUAUUUCCAAAUGCAAAGCUUGAUAUUGCCGAUGCUUGCUAGCUCAAUGGUUGCAUUAUGCAUACACAUUCCUCUUUGUUGGGUACUUGUGUAUAAAACCGGAUUGGGGAUUAUUGGUGGAGCAAUAUCUAUCGGGAUUUCUAUGUGGUUAAAUAUUAUCAUCCUCUUAUCUUACAUGAUGUACUCUCCCUCUUGUGCGAAAACACGUUCACCACUCUCACUUGAAGUGUUUCAUGGGAUGAAACAAUUCUUUAGAUAUGCUGUUCCGUCCGCAGUUAUGACCUGCCUUGAAUGGUGGUCUUACGAAAUUCUCAUAUUGCUUUCUGGGCUGUUACCAAAUCCGGAGCUUGAAAUUUCAGCUCUUUGUGUGUGCAUCAAUUCUAUUGAUACACUCUUUACUAUACCAUAUGGAUUUGGUGCGGGCGUUAGCACAAGAGUCUCGAAUGAACUAGGAGCAGGGAAUCCACAUGGUGCUCGUGUGGCUGUUUAUGCAGUCAUGCUCCUUACACUUAUUGAGACAGCUAUAGUCAGCUCAACUGUUUUUGCCAAUAGGCAUAUAUUUGGAUACAUUUUUACAAAUGAUAAGGAAGUCGUUGAUUAUGUCGCAAAAAUUGCCCCUUUUCUCUGUUUACACAUUGUAAUGGAUAGUCUACAAGGAGCCCUUUCAGGUGUUGCAAGGGGUGUGGGAUGGCAAGAUCUAGGAGCAUACGCGAAUCUUGCUGCAUUCUAUCUUGUUGGAGUCCCGGUAGCUGCGUUAUUAGGCUUCUGGACCUCGCUAAGAGGAGAAGGCUUCUGGAUUGGAAUAUUAGCUGGUGUCACCAUACAAUUUAUUCUACUUUCACUAGUAACAACUUUUACAGAUUAUGAAAAACAGGCAACAAAGGCGAGGGAGAGAUUAAACGAGGAAGAAUAAUGUUCUAUACAUGUUGAUGUUCAUAUUUAGCGAUCAGUUCUUCCUGUAGUAAUGAUCAGUUAGAACUUUUAUGUAUCUUGAAUCUGCAAAGAAAAAAGCUUGAUUGA